This is a messenger RNA of Racocetra fulgida, 2373 nucleotides long. Lineage: Eukaryota; Fungi; Glomeromycota; Glomeromycetes; Diversisporales; Gigasporaceae. The record is from the annotation of a GenBank genome assembly.
AUGUAUUAUCCAAAACUUGAUUAUCCUUGUACCCCAAAAACAUGGAAUAUUUCUGAUGAUCUGGGUCAAAUAGAAUACAUAUUUUCUGAUAAAACUGGUACUCUUACUCAAAAUGUCAUGGAAUUUCGUAAAUGUACCAUUAAUGGUGUAUCUUAUGGAAAAGGCGAGACAGAUACCACGCGUGGUGCUAAAUUACAGAAACAAUUUGAUAAUGAGAAUUCUUCGGAUGAGGUUGAUCUUGUGGCAGAAAAGCAAUUAAUGUUGAAAGAAAUGUCCAUGUUAUUUGAUAAUCAAUAUAUGUCAUCAAAUCUUACUUUUAUUGAUUCUAAUCUGUUUUGUGAUCUCAGAGCAGAAAAUAAACAAUCUAAAGCCAUACAAGAUUUUUUUUCUGCUCUCGCUCUUUGUCAUACGGUCCUUGUUGAACACCCUGAUGAAAAUAAUCCUUACAAGAUCGAAUACAAAGCACAGUCACCUGACGAAGCCGCAUUAGUUGGUUGUGCUCGAGAUGUGGGCUUUGUAUUCAUUGAACGUCAUCAAGAUACUUUGACGAUAGAGUUACUUGGUGAACGCAAGGAAUUUACAUUAUUAAAUGUGCUUGAAUUCAAUAGCACAAGAAAGCGAAUGUCUGUUAUUUUGAGGUCUCCAGAAGGUAGCGUGAUCCUUUUAUGUAAAGGUGCCGAUAGUGUAAUAUAUGAAAGAUUAGAAGAAGGUAGUCAAGAUCAAUUGAAAGAAGAUACAUUAGCUGAUUUACAGGAUUUUGCUAAUGAAGGCCUUCGAACACUUUGCAUAGCAUAUCGAGUAAUAUCUGAUGAAGAAUACAACGUUUGGGCUCGGAAUUACGCAGAAGCCUCUUCAAGUAUUAAUGAUCGUGAAGAAAAGGUCGAGCAAUCUUGCGAGUUAAUAGAACAUUCAUUGAUUUUAAUGGGUGGAACAGCUAUUGAAGAUCGCCUUCAAGAAGGUGUGCCAGAAUGUAUAGCCACUUUAUCAACUGCUGGUAUCAAAAUUUGGGUGCUUACGGGUGAUAAAACAGAAACUGCUAUCAAUAUUGAUAAACAAAGUACUCUUCGUCAAUUAAAUGAAGCUAUGGAUAAAUUCUUUGGACCUAAUGUUGAAGCUUGCAACAAAAGUAACAAACAUGCUCUAAUAAUUGAUGGUGAAACUCUUAAAUAUGCUUUGGACGAAUCUCUAAAACAUUUGCUAUUGGGUAUCGGAAAAAGAUGUAAUAGUGUUAUAUGCUGUCGUGUUAGUCCAUUGCAAAAAGCAAAGGUUGUAUCUUUAGUAAAGGAAGGAUUGAACGUAAUGACUUUAUCUAUUGGUGAUGGUGCAAACGAUGUGAGUAUGAUUCAGGAAGCAAAUGUCGGUAUUGGAAUUGCAGGUGAAGAAGGUCGUCAAGCUGUAAUGGCUGCAGAUUAUGCUUUUGCCCAAUUUCGAUUCUUAGAUAAGCUUUUACUCGUUCAUGGUCGUGCUUUUGAUCAAGAUGUUGAUGCUAAAACUUCGCUAGAAAAUCCGCCAUUAUAUAAGCGAGGUAUAUUACAACAAGAUUUUACAAAGUCAAAAUUUUGGCUUUAUGUUUUAGAUGCCGUUUAUCAGUCAGCCAUUUGUUUUUUUAUUCCUUACGGCCUAUUUCAACAUGGAACAUCUCAUGCUACUGGAUUGCAAAACAAUGGCUUAAGCGAUCUUGGAACAUUGGUAGCUGGAUCUGUCGUAGUCACCACGAAUUUGUAUGUGGUUCAUGGAUCCAAAAAAAGAAGUAAAAAGAAACGAGAGAAUGGUGAAAAUGAUGAUAAAGUAUUCGAUAACACAGACGUGUCUUUAGAUGAUGAAAACGAUUAUGAUAGUGUAACGGUAGUUGACGUACAUAGCGAUACGGAUGUACAUGAGGAUAUACAUAAUGACAGCUCUUAUGUUCCUCUAGUAACAUUAGAUGCGCCGACAAAACCACGUUCUAUGUCAAAAUUACCAAAAUUGCCAAAGAUCUCCGCAUUAAAAAAAACUCGCAAAGAUUCCAUACGAUCGCUUUGCCAUAUGAACUCAGGAAAACGCCAAUCAUUCACAGGGUUUGCUUUUUCUGGAGAAGAAAGUGCUUUUGAAGGAUUUCGACGAUCUGUAUAUCACCCAAAACAAAAACGCAUCUUGGGUCGCUCUCACACUUUUACAUCAUCAUCGAAUAAUGAGAAAUCAGAGAAAUCAUUUCUGUCAGUAUUAAACCGUAGUCGGACGUUACCUAUAAAGUUGUUUCGACGUUUGUCACCAAAUCCUAGUCGGGCAACAUCUCCGAAUAGAUCAAGUAAUGAUGAAAAUGGUCAAGGUGUUCGACGAAGAGGAAAUAGUAGCAGUGAAGAAGUUGAGCUUUCUGCCAUCCUGCCAUCAUGA